GAAGUAGCGCGCACCAGCUUGUUUCUCCUCUUGUUCGUUCUGCUGGUUCUCGUCGAAGAAGGACAGAGUGAAAGGGUGGUUGAACCUUGCGGCAACCGGGAAGACGCGUCGGUUAAGACGCCCCUUACUUUCCUUUUAAAAGUUAGCGCCACGUGCUCGAACAUGGUCCUCUUUUAUUUAUCGAAUGGCUGCUGUUGCUACUCGGGGGCCAUUCGUUGCACGCGGUGCCUUUUGCUUUCUCGUUUGAUCAGCGAAACUUCCGCGACUUCCGUUAACGAACCACCGUCUUCGAUGGCAGAUGAAAUUGAUCGAUUUAAACCGAUCUGUGACCUACCAGGACAGACAGCUAAGAAAGAUCGAAAUUGUCUAAGAUUAAUCGAGAGGCUCAGAGGAAAAGUGGAAAACUCAAGUAUUAAUUUGCCACUUAAAGAUACAGUAGACAGUUUUUAUUUCGAAGAUAAUCGUGCCGCAACGUUAGAAUUAUCGAUGAAGAACAAUUUACCAGGCCGUCUUUUAGUUGUUACGAUGAGGUUCGCUCUCGCAAUCGCGGCCAUCUUGGCCACAGCCAGCCAUCUUAACGCCUACGAGCUGCCAAAAGUUGGUUCAGGUGCCCUGGCCAGGGAACUGCAAGAUUUCAUAAACUUAUUUCCUAUCGAUGACGUACUCGAGUACACGAGAGUGUAUUUGUCCAGAGACAAAGAGUUCCAAUGGGCUUUGAAUUUCAUGCAAAACGAAGAGAUGAAGGCGUUCCUUAACGACGUGGAAUCUUCGCCUGAAUUCGCAACCUUGAUGGAAUAUCUGGUAGAGAAUGGUCUCGACGGUUACGCUUUAUUCAACACCGUGAAAGAAGUGAUGGAGGGACAACUUGCGAUAGAGAACGUGCACUCGAACCUGAGAAUUAUCGGAGGACUUGCAGGUUACGUCGCAGACGCCACCACCGCCGCGCUUCUGACCAACAUGCAGAACUUGUUCGAAAAUAAAGUCGCGACUUCCAAAGUGUUCAAAAACUUCGUCAGAGAGAUCUUAUCUGGCCGAUACGACAAACUUUUCACAAGCACGUUUACAAAUACUCAUUUCCAGAGAGUGUUACAUCAACUUCACUAUCUCCAACUCGACGACGAAACGUUCCACGCGAACUUCUACUUACUUUUCAUUGCCAAAGCAUUGGCCAACGUACAUAAUUAAACUUACGAACAAGAACAUGCCUAUAGAUCUUCUGCGUAUGAAACUCGCAAUCACACUUCAAGCAAGUUCUAAAUCGCAAACUGCAAGAGUAAUAUUUAAUAUUUAAUACAUACUGGAUCAAUUAAGGAACAGCGUUCUUUCUUCCCUUUCUCUUUCUCCUUUUUAUAGUUUUACAUCGUGUAGAUAUUAAGUAUUUUAAUACAAUGGUAAAAUAUUAAAUACGCGUGUUUGGAAAGGAAGGAAUAUUUAAAAGUUAUUGAAUUAAGGUUUUAUCUUUACGUGAAAUUUUGAAUAGUUUCUCCAGCGAAUUCGUCGCUUUUUCAGCGGGAAACUUGUGUAAGAAUUGUUUAUAAAUUAAAAUUAUUCAACUUCGCGUUAUUAAUUUACAAUCCUUAAAGAAUGUUACAUCACAGUUCGGAACUGCGGGGCAUUAUCUGCGAUUAUCUUUCGUAUCGGUACAAUCAAUAUUAUAGCGGCAAGCAAUGUAAUUAAUUGUCUUAUCAAACGUCUGAUAAUCGAAGUAACAAAACCAAAUCUACAAACGUUAUAGAAAAACAAUUUACAAUAGUUACAGUCACUUUUAAUUUAUUCAUUUAAUUCCAAAUAAUUCAAUUAAUUUUCGAUCGCAGCAAAGUAAGAAAGAGAAAAUUAGAAUUUCUUUACGUUUCUCGACAUAUGAACUGGAACAUGUAAAAAUGAAUUUCUAUAGAAAAUAUGAAUACAUAUAUUGACGCGUUAUAUUUUCAUGGGAUUCAGAUUUAUUUCACGAUGUAUGUAACGAUCACAUUUAGAGAUCGUUCAUGCAACAGAAUGUAACAGCUCGUUUUCAUAAAUUUACAUCGGAACAUUGGAAAAAUUGUUAUAAAUCAUGGUAAUGUGAAUCAAUCUGAACAUUUUUUAACGCACGCAUAUUCGUCAUCUAUCAUGGAAAAUGUAGAAACCUAUUAGUCACGUACAUAUCAAUUGUUAAUCAUUCUCAAAUUUAUCACCUUUUGUUUAUUUAAUACGAUUAUAUUAGGAUUAUAUAAUUCUAUGAAAACUUCUAUUGAAUGAAUCAUACAAAAAUUAUGCUUUGCAUGUACAGUAUAAAAUGAUAAUCAGAGAUAAACGCACUAUUGUGACACACGUGAAUGAUGAUGGAUCACGACUCUUGAAGAGCCUCGUGUAAUAUUAUAUAAUUAAUAAAUCUAUUCAUUUUUGACAAUAGAUAACGAAUGUGUGUACAUUUUAUAUUAGUUUUUUAUAUUGGCAUUUUUUGCAUGAAACCUUAGCUAUAUCUCUAAGUAAUGAUUUUCUUUAAAAAAGAAAAAUCGCAUCAUUUGCACGAGUUCACGUCACGUUAUGACAUGAUAGCGAAAAAUUUCUUCGACGCAGAAAAUCUUGUAACCAUUCAACUAACAAGCUCCUUGUAACUUGUAGUAAGUUUGUAGGUUAGAGGAAUGGUCACAAAUGAGUUCCAAUGAUUUAGAAAAAAGAUGAGCACAUAAAUUUGUAUCCCUAUACAAU
Messenger RNA from Heterotrigona itama, 2691 nucleotides. The record is from the annotation of a GenBank genome assembly. NCBI's taxonomy places the organism in Eukaryota, Metazoa, Arthropoda, Insecta, Hymenoptera, Apidae.